Molecule: messenger RNA, 2362 nt
Organism: Tupaia belangeri chinensis (Chinese tree shrew)
Lineage: Eukaryota; Metazoa; Chordata; Mammalia; Scandentia; Tupaiidae
Gene: CYYR1
Product: cysteine and tyrosine rich 1
Exons: 4
Coding region: 100-924 (274 amino acids)
Source: RefSeq, a predicted model, not a curated record
GGCCAUGCCCUACAGUCACUCUACAGAGGGGGGAAAAAGGAGCUUGGGGAGGAGUCCGGGCCACUCCCGCCCCCUGCCCGAUUUGUGCCACCCGCGGAGAUGAAACGUGAGCCCCAGUGGCUGAGGACGCCAGCACUGCUGCCUCCCGCGUGCCCGCGAGCAGUGGGGCGAGACAAAGGGACCUCAGCGCCCAGCCUGCCCGGCGGGGCACAGCACGCCGCAGCUCCGUCCUGUCCCUUGCCGCAGGUCCGGACGCGCUGGGACCAGGCUCUCAUCGAAGACCACCUGGGCCAUGGCCAGGUCUCCGCUCGACCCCGCGCUCGGGAGCACUGCUAUAUCCACCUGACCGCCCUCCAGCUUCUCCAUUCCCUCGCUGUUCUGGCCGGUUUCUUCGCGCCUGUCCAUUCUCCAAUCUGUCCGUCUGUCCUGGUGCACAACCGCCGGCCACCGGCUUGGAUGGGCGCGCCGAGGCGGCCCGGGAGUCCGGCAGUCUUGCUGUCGAAGUUGUUCUUGAUCUUUGUCUACGCAGAUGACUGUGUUGCCCAGUGUGGCAAAGACUGCAGCUCUUACUGCUGUGAUGGAGCCACGCCCUACUGCUGCUCUUACUACGCCUACAUCGGGAACAUUCUCUCGGGCACUGCGAUUGCUGGCAUUGUGUUUGGGAUCGUGUUUAUCAUGGGGGUCAUUGCUGGGAUUGCCAUCUGCAUCUGCAUGUGCAUGAAAAACAACCGGGGACCCCGGGUGGGGGUCAUCAGAACCACUCAUAUCAAUGCCAUCUCCUCCUAUCCUGUGGCACCUCCACCCUAUAGUUACGACCACGAGAUGGAACAUUGUGCAGACCUGCCUCCUCCGUACUCCCCAACCCCACAGGUUUCAGCACAGCGUUCGCCACCCCCUCCUUACCCUGGAAAUUCAAGGAAGUAAUCCUUCUCUCACAACAGAAUACGGACCAGUCCAUGCUCUUGUCUGGAAUAAAACGCCUCAGCUCAGAAACAGGCAGGAAAGGAUUGUUCUGCAGAGUACUCUUUGGGGUGAGAGCAGCAUGUCAGGUGGAAUGUUCACACUGACAGGUGUAGGGUCCUGACCUGCUCAGAGCUGCCUUAUCCAGAGUAUCAUUUGUUUCUAAAGGACCACAUUUUAGGGAAUUACUGAUCCAUGUAAGCACAUUCAAAGAAGAGACAUGAGAUUCACAAAGCACGUCAUAAUUACAUUUAAGGACUAGAUGAAGGAAUUUCAAUACUGAUCUUACAAAGGAAAAGACGUAAGUAAAACAGAAUAGCCUGGCCUACAUAAGGAACCAACCUUAUGUAGCUUUACAAGUCAGAACUAGAAUUAUUCUUUCACUCAUUGAUAAAUGCAUAUUGAGUGCCUGAGAACUCACUGUGUGCCUGGCAUUGAGGCACUAGAUGGAUGUUACAGAAGGAAACUUGGCUUUCAGUAGAAGAGCAAUUGGAGUUUUCUUACUAACUAGGUUGCAUAGUGAAGCUCUCUGUUACAAGACUUCACACAGAACCUGGCUGACUAUCUGAUAGAGAAAUGCUCUAGAGGGACUUCCAAAUUAAAUAGUAGAUGGCUUGAUCGGGCCUCAAAAUUUCUACUCGUGUUUUCAGUAGAUGGGAAGUGAACCUCUCUGUCUCCUAAAGUGAAAAUAACAGGAAUAGUUAAAUCAUGUUUCUAAUUAGAGAGUAAGAGCAGGACCAAAGGACUUGACAGCUUUUUGAAGGAAGGAACUCUUCAAUACUAGCCACCCAGAAAUCAUCUGCCUUUACUUAGUGAAUCAGGACCAAAGUUAAAUUUCCACAGGCAACAAAUACUUCACUUCAGAGUAAAAGAUGAGAAGUCACAUAUUUCUGAGAGAUUUCAGGUUAGGGUGCAAACUCUCAGACUUUGACCAUGAAGAUAGAUCAGAGGCUUACAAAAGAAGCCAUGGAAAAAAUAAAGCUCGGAUUCCCUUCCAUGGAAUUUCAUUCAAAUGUAGCUUAGACAAUUUUUUUUGUCUCUUAAUAAAAUUUUAAUAAUCUACUAUCUUAAGAAAUAUAUAUAAUUAAUGAAAAAGAUUAAGAUACUGACAUCAAAUUGUUGCCUUAUAUCAAAAUACAAAGUUUAUGAAUGAAGUGCCUACCUUUAGAAGUAAAGACAUUGAAUAAAUAUAAUGUGCCAUAUUUUGCUGCCAGCGACUGUACCAUUUAUAUUUUUAUGUGUCCUUUUGUGUAUUUAAAAUGUAUAUAUGGUCUGGCUUUGAAGCCUAAUGAUUAAGGGAACAGAAUCCUCUAUGUCCAGCCUCAGUUUAAAUUCUGGCCCUGGUGGCCUGGAAAACAUGCUAGGCAUGUGUGUAUGCAUGUCCAAAAUCCCAAAAGGAGAA